Hypanus sabinus (Atlantic stingray) is the source of this 2731-nucleotide messenger RNA. RefSeq names its product G protein-coupled receptor 4 (gene gpr4). Gene Ontology annotation, biological process: G protein-coupled receptor signaling pathway. NCBI's taxonomy places the organism in Eukaryota, Metazoa, Chordata, Chondrichthyes, Myliobatiformes, Dasyatidae. Gene Ontology annotation, cellular component: membrane. The transcript is spliced from 2 exons. Gene Ontology annotation, molecular function: G protein-coupled receptor activity. The record is from RefSeq and is a predicted model, not a curated record. Bases 1558 to 2619 code for a protein of 353 amino acids.
GUAAUGAUACCCGGCUUAUGAAUGUACCCUACCUACACACAGCAGCCAUUUUAUUAGGUAAACUUGUACACCUGCUCAUUAAUGCAAAUCAGCCAAUCAUACGGCAGCAAUUCAAUGCAUAGAAGCACACAGACAUGGUCAAGAGGUUCGGUUGUUGUUCGGAAUGGGGAAGAAAUGAGAUCUAAGUGACUUUGACACUGGAAUGUUUUCUGGUGCCAGAUGGGGUGGUCUGAGUAUCUCAGAAACUGAUCUCCUGGGAUUUUCAUGCAGAAGAGUAUCUAGAGUUUACAGAGAAUGGGGUGAAAAACAGAAAAUAUCUAGUGAGUGGUAGUUCUGUGGAUAAAAACGCCCUGUUAAUGAUCAUGGUCGGAGGAGAAUGGCCAGACUGAUUCAAGCUGACAGGAAGGAGACAGCAAUUCAGAUAACCACAUGUUACAACAGUGAUGUGCUGUGGAACAUCUCUGAGGGCACAACAUGGGGACGGGCUACAGCAGCAGAAGACCAGGAACAUACACUCAGUGGCCACUUUAUUAGGUAAAGGAUGUGAGUGGUGAGGUGGAGAUAGGUCUCUACCAAAGGAGGUGUAAGACACUCCUUCCCUCCGCUAGCCUGCGGGUCACCCUUGGGGAAGGUGUGGCACCUGCUCAGCCCCCGAUCAGGGUCACGUGAGGCCAUGGGAGCAGGUGGUGGACGGUCGUACGAGCAGCCGGUGCAGAUCACAAGUCCUGGUUAUGUGACCACUGACGCCAGGCAGACAAUCUCUGAAGAGUAUUGAUAAUGGCUGGGGUCACCCAUCUUGUAAAGACACUGCCCAGAAGGCGGCAAUGGGAAACCACUUCUGUAGAAAAAUUUGCCAAGGACAGUCACGGUCAUGGAAAGACCACGAUCACCCAGGUCAAUUGGCAUGGCACAUAGUGAGAUGUCAUAUGGCAUUGCACAUGAUGAUGAUCACUGAGUAUAUGAAUGAGUUACCAUAAUAUUACUAAAUUUGAAAGCCCUCAAAGUCAUACAUUAAUUCCCACAAACAGCAGAGCUGGUUUCCUUUCUCUCUCCACUUUAAUACAUGUUGUUUCUGUCAGAUUUAUGUGCGUUUGAUGUCAUUUAUUAUAAUACUGUGGAGGUGUGUUUACCAUAUCGAGUGAUAUUUUCUGUGCAUUAGACUCUGUAGUUCAUGUUAUAGAUAUAUAAUUGUAGAUAAGUUUCUGGUUUCCUGGUUGCACCUUUUUUAUCAAUAUUUUGUGCGAUUUUGAUCGGGGCGGACGGGGUCUGUGGGCCAGCAGUCAACAAACUACGGGGUGACCGAGUCCAAGUCCAAGUGACCGGCCGACAGAACGCAGGUGCCCCGCCAACCAACCUGCCAGAGACCAGGAAGACGGCGCGUCAGAGAGGGAGUCGGCUGCAGGUGCAGUGAGAAACUACGAGCUCAAUGUCCAAUGGAAUAUCUGGCUGAGCUCUCUGCUCACCAGUGUCAGCUCCUGACUGCUCACGAGUUCCGGGCGAUGGGCUUCUCUCUCUUGGGAGAGUCAGAAAUUGGGGCGACUGAGCAGAGCAGGUAAAAUGGGUAAUAUUAGUGAAUUCAGCUGCCAGGUGGACUCCAGGCUUGAUAGCCUCUUUCCGCCCACGCUGUAUAUCUUUGUCAUCGUCAUUGGUCUUCCAACCAACUGCCUGGCAAUGUGGGCCGCGUACCUCCAGAUUAAGCAGAAGAACGAACUGGGAGUCUAUCUUCUCAACCUGUCCAUCUCCGAUCUCCUCUACAUUGCCACCCUUCCCCCUUGGAUAAAUUAUUUCUUGCACCAGGACAACUGGAUCCUGGGGCAGGAGUCCUGCAAGCUCUUCGGCUUCAUCCUCUACACCAACAUCUACAUCAGCAUCGCCUUCCUCAGCUGCAUCUCCGUCGACCGCUACCUGGCCGUGGCUCACCCGCUGAGGUUCGCCAAGAUCCGCAGGGUGAAGACGGCGGUGGUCACCAGCGCGGUGGUGUGGACCAUCGAGAUCGGCGCCAACUCCGCGCCGCUCUUCCACAAUGAACUCUUCGAGGACCGCUUCAACCACACCUUCUGCUUCGAGAAGUACCCCAUGGAGAAGUGGGUGGCCCAGAUGAACCUGUACAGGGUCUUCAUCGGAUUCCUCUUCCCGUGGGUGCUCAUGCUUUUCUCCUACCAAGGCAUUCUCAAGGCCAUUAAGGGGAACUUGUCCACGGAGAAGGGGGAGAAGGUGAAGAUCAAGAGGCUGGCCCUCAGCCUCAUCGUCAUCCUGCUCCUUUGCUUCGCCCCCUACCACCUCAUCUUACUGCUGCGUAGCAUGAUGUACCUAAGCAGUCCGCAGGGCUGCGAAUUCGAGGAGGACAUCUUCAUGGCCUACCACGUCUCACUGGCCCUCACCAGCCUCAACUGCGUGGCCGACCCCAUCCUCUACUGCCUGGUGAAUGAGGGUGCCCGCAACGACGUGACCAGGGGGCUGGCUCCACUCCUCAAGUUCUUCACCAGCUCCAAGUCAACCGACAUCGCCCGGUCGGUCACCCUGGACACACCGCUAGCCUCUAAAAAAUCCCAGUACUUAAACAUCGAGCUGGUGGUAUUGAGGGAGGACUGCAUACAGAUGAAAACUUUGAGUGUAUGAAAGCAAAAGAUUGUGAGACUACAUUUAUAAAUGUAUUUUUAUAACAUGUGCGUUAACAUUAAGAAGAAACUUAUUUAAUUCAUCUUGGCACCUGUAAAGUGUUUGAACCAGC